CAACACCAAAUCAUAUGGACUCCUCUCUCUCUCUCUCUGCUUCAAUAAUCCUCUUUGAAUUUUUCAGAUUGAAUCAAAACUUGCACGGAAAGGGGUAUUGAGCUUCUGCCAAAGCUUAUUCCCUCUCUUUCUGAGUAAACAGUGAACGUGGAAAUGCAGGAAACAAACUCCCUUCAAGACCUCCAUAACGGCGGCGGCGGCGGCGGCGUCAAUGGUGGCCACCAGCAGCAGCAGCAGCACAUGUCGAUGUCUAACUUUGAUCUACCGCCGACUCACGAUGACUUCCUUGAACAGAUUCUCUCGGCGGCUUCUCCCUGGCCUGACCUGAUCUCCAAAUCUCAGCCCCCCUGGGAAGCCCAGCAUCACUCCCUCCCCAUGCCGCCUCUGUCCAACCUCAACGCCGCCGCUGAUGACCAAACGUACCAUUUUGACGACCAGUCCUCUCACUCCUCUGCCCUCUUGGCCUCCAAACUCCAGCAGUACCACAUCAACGGCAGUGACGGAGGCGCCUCCGCCGCCGCUGCUGCGAAGGCGCUUAUGCUUCAGCAGCAGUUGUUGCUCUCCAGAGCACUUACCGGCACCGGUCUCAGGUCUCCCACCGGAGCUGCUGGUGGUAACGGUCUCCUCGGAAUUCCGUUGAGUUUAACCGGCGGAGAUCAAAACGAAGCCAUCGCAAAUGACAACAAAUUCGAAGCUCUAUUCAAUGGAUUCACUGGAUCUCUCGGUCAAACCUCUUCUCAGCCUCAUCAUUUCCACCAUCCUCAGGGAGGAGAGAUGCAAGCUCAGAGUUUCGGAGCUCCAUCAGCGGCGCCGCCGCCGCCGAUGAACCAGGGACUAGCCUCGACCGGCAGCGCAUCGACUGGGGGAGGAGCGGCUCCAGCUCAGCCGAAACAGCAACGAGUCAGGGCUCGUAGAGGACAAGCCACCGAUCCGCACAGCAUCGCUGAAAGAUUACGGAGAGAGAGAAUUGCAGAGAGAAUGAAGGCCCUACAGGAGCUGGUUCCCAAUGCUAAUAAGACAGACAAGGCUUCAAUGCUGGAUGAGAUCAUCGACUAUGUCAAAUUCCUCCAGCUGCAAGUCAAAGUACUGAGUAUGAGCAGAUUGGGCGGUGCUGCAGCUGUUGCCCCCCUUGUUGCUGAUAUGUCAUCUGAGGGAGGUGAUUGCAUACAAGGAAACGGAGGAAGGAGCAGUAACGGAACGUUGCAGGCGGCGUCAUCAAGCAACAACGAUAGCAUGACAAUGACGGAGCAGCAGGUGGCGAAGCUAAUGGAGGAGGAUAUGGGCACCGCCAUGCAAUACUUGCAAGGGAAAGGCCUCUGCCUCAUGCCCAUUUCAUUGGCUACUGCCAUCUCCACCUCCACGUGUCAUUCCACCAGGAACCCCAUUGCCAACACCUUACUACGCAACGCCGCCGACGCAGGCGGCGGCCCCUCCUCUCCUAGCAUGUCCGUUUUGACUGUCCAGUCAGCUGCCACUACAAUGGGUAACGCCACCCCCGAUCCCUCCGUUAAAGACGCCGCUUCCGUUUCUAAGCCGUGAUAGAUCUUCAUAACGCCACGGCGUUGACUCUUUCGACACAAUCGUUUUUUUUUUUCUUAUGCAGAAAAGAAAUGAGAAAGAUAAACAAAGUGAUUAUGAAAAGAUGGAGGAAUUUGGAUCUGAUCUAUGAUCUAUCUCUCGGCUUUAGACUACAAUUUAGUAGGGCCUUAAAGGCGGUCAAGUCUACCAAAAUAAGGGCCUUUUUUAUUCGCUGUAAAUGAAUUAUGGAAGGACGCCCAGCCCGUAUUUAAGUAGACUUGUCUUCACUGCUUAAGCUUAAUCAAGCUGCCGCCCAGUUAUUAUUAAGCUAACUAUAAAAAUGCCAAACAAACUCCUGUCGUUUUCUAUUUCCAUAUUAUUUUAAUAAUAUUCAAUGUCAAUUCUCUUCAUUUUU
Molecule: messenger RNA, 1933 nt
Organism: Ipomoea nil (Japanese morning glory)
Lineage: Eukaryota; Viridiplantae; Streptophyta; Magnoliopsida; Solanales; Convolvulaceae
Product: transcription factor bHLH66-like
Exons: 7
Coding region: 154-1539 (461 amino acids)
Biological process (GO): regulation of transcription by RNA polymerase II
Cellular component (GO): nucleus
Molecular function (GO): DNA-binding transcription factor activity, RNA polymerase II-specific; RNA polymerase II cis-regulatory region sequence-specific DNA binding; protein dimerization activity
Source: RefSeq, a predicted model, not a curated record